CCUAUAACAGUUUAAGCACCGCAUUAUUGCCUGGUUCAAAUCGGAGAGGUAGAAAUAAAUGGAUUAACAAAUAUACAUCACUAACAUUACGAGAUUCUAAACUACAAGCUAAGAAAGUACAAUCUAAAAUAGACUUUUUAAUGAGCCAAGAAUGGAAGGACAAACAAUUGUUUUUAUCUGAAACUCAUUCAGAAUCAUAUGCGUUAUUUAGUUAUAAUCUGCAAAAACUUAAACCAUCCAAAGCAAUUACUAAAGCAUUUGAAAAUGAAGAUAGAAUAAAUCUUGAAAAUUUUUAUGUAAAAAAUCUCUUCGACGUCAGCCACGUACAAGCUGGCUAUUUGUUAAAAAACUGGCAUGCUAUAGAGGGGCGUGAAUUGUCUCCCCAAAAAGCUAACCAAGGUCAAAACAAAUCAAAUAAGUUUGUUAAUCUCAUGAAUCAGUCGUUUAUAAAUUUGAAAGAACACUUCGGAGUGAAAAAAGUUUUAAUUUCCACAUUUCAACCUGAAAAAAAUUCUACACUUUCCGAUGAUAACUUUCGUGAUCCUACGGGUUCGACAAUUAAAACUGAUAAUGAAAAAUGUAGUUAUCAUAUUCAAGACAACCUCGAAAAUUGCAAUAAUAAUGAAAAUUUUGUUGAAAACAAAAUGGAGCGCAUUGAACAUAAACAAGUUUUAUCAGACCACGGCACACCUAUAAUCGAAAAUACCGUCAGCACAGUACAAGAUGAUCAAAGCUAUAGUUCAGCGCAAGUUAAUAUCAAGCAAAACUACUUAAGCACCUCACAAAAUCCUUCAGAAAAUCUUGUAAGUAUAUCUAAGGGAACUCGCAGCCAAUCGCCGAAUAUAUUCGCGAGUUCAGAAGACGAAUUAGAAGAAGUUGAUAUUCCAAAAAUGACAUCUUGCAAUGAAUACGAAACAAAUGCAUACCAAGAAGCUAUUUCAGUCGUAUCGCCUUUGAAUAAUACAGAUACUAGAGAAAAUCAGAACGCCACAAGUCCUAUUUCGAGUAUUAUAGAUUUAACUCAAGAAGAAGAGCAUGAGUAUAUCGAUGGUGAAAGCUUUAAGAUCUUAAUGGACAAUAUUACACCAAAUGAUGUCAACGAAAAUACGGAUUGGAGAACGAUUAAAGAAAACUCAUUUGAUCGAAGUGAAAUUGCUACAAAUUCAAGAAAUUUAGACAACUUAAACAAAUCCGGUGCAAGUUCCGAAAUCGCAUCAAGUACAGGGAAAGUGAGUAUCGAUAGAGAGGAUAGUUCUGAAGAUUGCAUAGUUUUGUCAGAUGAUGAAAUCAAUUACUCAAUUUGGAGAGCGGAUAUGAAUAGUUUUAGUCAAGCGUCAGCAAAUGGUUUACUCAAUGAGGACGAUGAAUGUGUGGUAGCAGAGCCUUGUGAAGUGCAUAUUGGUACAUCCAGAUUAGCUAAUCGUUCCGCCGAGCUUCUUGAAUAUGGAAUUUUAGACAAUAUAUCAGAACCAUUUACACAACGUUCUGAGAUUAACAAUAGCCCCUCCCAUCAACCCGAAUUAUCGCCAACGUUGCUCGCACCAGUCGGGUUAGAUGGCUUAUUAAAUGGCGAUAUAAGUUUAAAUAACACGAAAGAAGAAAGAAAUACCCUAGAUGUUCAAUCAUACACAAGACCUUUGGAAGUUUCAGCAUAUCCUCCUGAUGAAUAUGAAAUAUCAGGUAGGAUAUAUACCACCAGCAUUGUCACUGAUCCUAAACCGGAGUUUAUGCAUCAAUCAGAAUCAGAAAUAUUGAAACAACUUUAUCAAUAUGGCAUCAAACCUUUAAAACGGAAACAAGCUGUCAAAUUGUUGGAGUUUAUAUAUAAUUCAACACAUCCACUAAUUCUCAAACAAACUCCCAAUUGUAGUAAGCAAAACGAAAACAAUCGCAUUCCUGAACAAUCUAAUAAAGGUCCUUCGAAUCAUAUUAUUCCAUCCACAAAUAAAUUACAGCUAAAGGACUGUUUUGGCUCUCAAAUACAGCUAUUUAAAAAUGAUUUACAACUCGAUUUGAAUUGUGAGGACUAUAUAUUUCAGACGAAUGUUACUAAGAAGACGUCACGGCCGCUGUUACCUCUUCAUAUCGCCUGGCAUAAUCUCGUUUCCUCCAGUAUAAUUUUGAAUGAAACUAUUCUCACGUAUCAGCCCAUAGAUUUGCAAGAAAUUUACGUAUUUUUGAAGGAAAUCGGAUAUCGUUUCGACCCAAAGGACAUAAAAGCUUUCCUUGACAAGCGCUGCAUAAUUUUCCGCUAUGAUAUGACCCAACCAGAUCGCCAGGCGGAACGCCAUAUCCGAAAACAUAAAAAAGCUACUAAAAGAUAGCGAAUUGUUAUGAACUAAAUAUUUUAAUUUUUUUUCUUAUGUAUGUGAUUAAUUUUAAAAACUGCCUCACAAUUAUUAAAAAAAUUAUUGAAUAUUGAAUUUGUAUUGAAACAUCGAAAAAAAAAGUAAUAACAAGAAAAAAACGGCUGGAGGAAAGCUAUAAUACCCUUCACAGGUGCAUUUCUUUUAACAGCUUUAUGUAUAACUAAAUUCGGUAAUGUAUCCAAUGGAAUAUGCUUUCAUAGUUUUAGGCAAGUUGUUUGAUACAAAGAACCACGAACAUUUCAAUAUUUUUUUUUUUUCGAUAAAGUAGUAAAUAUUUUAUCAAACUUUAUAUUAUUAUAAAAAGAUUUUAUGAAAUAUGAAAAAAAUCGGUCUGUACGACGUGUCUCCGCGUUGACAGUUGAACUUUUCACAGGGUCAUCAAAAGUUAAAAAAUCGUGUUUUUCCAGGUAUAGGAAGAAAAAUGUUUUUCUGAUCGAAUAAAAAAAAUGUUCGCUCAAGACCUUUCUCUACAACUAUGUAUUACUCCGAUCAACUUGAGAUUUUAUGACAAUAGUCCUGGGAUGUUCUAGAAAUAAAUAAUAAAAUAAACUUUUUUUUUUAAAGUCGUGAAACCCAUUUAACCCCUAAACAAAAUAAAUAUAUAUAUAUAUUUAAUGAAUCUUAAUUUUGAUCGGGGAGUUUGUACGACGCCUAAAUGCAAAUGUGGGCCGAUCUGAACAAUAUAUUCAUAUAUUAUAUCAACUUGCACUGUGUAGAGCGCGACAAGGAGGCGGAAUUUAUCACAGGGGAGGUUAAUUAGUUCUUUGAACCUCGAGAGGUUGCACCCUUCUAGAAGCUGCUUGGCAUGGC
Molecule: messenger RNA, 3179 nt
Organism: Bactrocera dorsalis (oriental fruit fly)
Lineage: Eukaryota; Metazoa; Arthropoda; Insecta; Diptera; Tephritidae
Product: structure-specific endonuclease subunit SLX4
Biological process (GO): meiotic DNA double-strand break processing; interstrand cross-link repair; DNA replication
Cellular component (GO): Slx1-Slx4 complex; nucleus
Molecular function (GO): enzyme binding
Source: RefSeq, a predicted model, not a curated record